UGGCAACGACCUUCUGCCAACAAAUAGCUAGAGGUUUCGGUCCAGCAGUUCUUGCGCUGCACACGCAACAUAACUGUGCUGUAGCGUUGUUCAGUUACGAUGAAACCAUCCAAAAUGAUCGGCGGCGAUUAUUCUCUAGAGCUGAACAAUAUUUUCCACACGGGCCAAGUGGAACCUGCCUCAUGUUUCCAAAGAUUGUUUGGGUCCGUGCAGACCGGACUCAUACUCAAAGAUAUCACGCUGGAAGUUCGAGCUGGCGAGGUGAUGGCCAUACUGGGAUCAAAAGGCAGUGGUAAACGAGCACUUUUAGAAGUUAUUGCCAGACGAAGUAAGGGAUUGUCUCGCGGUCAAAUCCUUUUGGACGGGAGGCCUCUUACACAAGCUAUGUUUAACCAAUGUUGUGCAUAUGUUGGCCACCGAGCUGAUCUUGUCCCAUCGUUAUCUGUACAACAAACGCUACACUAUGCAGCAAAUUUAUCUAUCGGCUCACAAGUCAGUGGCUACGUUAAAGACUCUAGGGUGAGACAAGUGUUAGCAGACUUGGCCCUAAGUCAAGUUGCCAGACAUAGUGUAGAGGCAUUGACGGAAGGCGAGUACAGACGGUUAGUGAUCGGAACGCAAUUAGUCAAAGAUCCAGUAUUAUUAUUGCUGGACGAACCAACCGCUGGAUUGGACCCGUUGACUACGUACUUAGUCGUAUCUAUGGUCAGUAGCCACGCUAAGCGUAGAGGGAGAGCUGUAAUACUCACUAUGGAAAAACCAAGAUCGGACGUUUUUCCAUUUCUCGAACGCGUUGCUUACUUGUGUUUGGGUGACUUGGUUUACGCGGGACCUACUAGAAUGAUGCUGGACUAUUUCCGAGCAGUUGGAUUUCCGUGUCCAGAAAUGGAAAAUCCACUCAUGUACUAUCUGUGUUUGUCAACCGUGGAUCGACGAUCUCGUGAGCGGUUUGUCGAGUCCAAUGCACAAAUCGUAGCACUGGUGGAGAAGUUUAAAAUGGAAGGGGCGCCCUACAGAAAGUCGUCUGCAAUGUCUGUGCUGCUCGGGUCACCGCCCAGUGACCACCAACCCAACUCACAUCCGUAUCCAUAUUCGGCACAGGGGUCUUCGACCACACAAAUCGGAAUGACGUUGUACCAACGCCAGUUCGCGUCCACAUUUGGAUGUUCUUGGCAAGCUCUAUUCUACUUGUCAGCACGACUCAUCGCCAUGCCCAUCGCAUUCCUGUUGAUUUGGAUGUUCUAUCGCGAUAUUAAGGACUACCAGACGACAUUUAUGUCCCGCAGUGGUCUACUGUUGACGUGCAUAACGACGACUUAUUUGACUUCGAUAUUCACUACGGCGUACACAUUUGCUCCUCACAGGACACGGUACUAUCAGGAAAAUCAAGAUGGUACAUACAACGGACCACUUUUCCUAGUCAGUUAUUUCACUUUCUCGUUGCCGCUCGCUUUUCUAACCGUGUUUGGAUCGUCGGCCAUAUUGCACCACCUGAUGAAAUUUGACGACUGGACAGAAUUGAGUCUGUUCGCGGCCGUGCUGUUGAGCUGCUACCUAUUCGCCGAACAGUUGGUUGUUGCUGUGAUGGCCGUAUCCAGGAACCCUUACAACACCAGCGUAUUUUGUAUAUACAUCAUCAGCGUCAUGAUCGUGCUGGGCAGUGGAAUGCUAAGAUCUUACCGCGGCAUGUCGGAAUGGCUGUCGUGGGUGACGUACGCCACGCAGACCAGGUACGUCGGCGCCUAUCUGACGGCCCAGGCUUUCGACGGCCGCCAGCAGUACACCGGGUUGCCGCUGAGCGCGGCGCAGAACUGUUCCAUACCAGCGGCCGAGCCGUUCGCGUGCCGGUACCCGGACGGGGCCUCAUACGUCAACGAGCGAUAUCCGGCCACGGUGGCCGACCCGCAGAUCAAUCUGGUCGCUAGCUUCGUGUUCCCGGUGGCCGCCGCCGUGUUCAACGUCCUGCUGUACGUGGCCCCGCUGCCGUCUUACGUCAAGGCCAAGUUCAGAGAAUAAUCCAAGCUAACUGCACCGCCACCCUCCCACGACCGAGAGACACUACCCUCCCCCGAGGGUAGGUUUCGGUGGUCCGCUAUGCGCCCGAAACACGGCAGAGUGACGGGACAGAGUCGUCGACGUUACGGGCACCGACGUGUGCCGGAUGGCGGUUCCCCGUCAAAUGCCCUACAGUUUUUCUAUGUACACCAUCAUAUUUUUAAAUGUUGCGUACUCGUAUCUAUACCCCCAAGGAAUCAAAACAGAAUUACUGUGGUGUCUGAAAUAAAUUAUUGUAAUAUGUAGGUAUAUAGGAUACUACUAUUUACCUACUAAUGUCAACUAUACACACAAAGACUAAUAUUAAACAAACAAGAUUAUUCUUAGUGUAGUAGACGAUAUAUAGUUCCUGGCAGAAGAUGUAAAAUAAUAAUACAAUUUUCUGUUUGAAUGUUCUCCGUUAAUUUUUGUACUCAUUGCAUCAUUUGUAUUUAACGCGCUCGCAUCAUAUAUUUUAUCAUUGUUAAAUGAAUACAAUUUUUUAAAUAUAUAUAAAUAUAUUUUUUUAUAAUACAUAUACAUGUAAAUA
This is a messenger RNA of Aphis gossypii (cotton aphid), 2584 nucleotides long. Its product is annotated as ATP-binding cassette sub-family G member 5. The record is from RefSeq and is a predicted model, not a curated record. Gene Ontology annotation, cellular component: plasma membrane. Bases 100 to 2016 code for a protein of 638 amino acids. The transcript is spliced from 9 exons. Gene Ontology annotation, molecular function: ABC-type transporter activity; ATP binding; ATP hydrolysis activity. NCBI's taxonomy places the organism in Eukaryota, Metazoa, Arthropoda, Insecta, Hemiptera, Aphididae.